Messenger RNA from Opisthorchis viverrini, 258 nucleotides. RefSeq lists its product as hypothetical. Lineage: Eukaryota; Metazoa; Platyhelminthes; Trematoda; Opisthorchiida; Opisthorchiidae. The record is from RefSeq and is a predicted model, not a curated record. The transcript has 3 exons. The coding region runs from base 1 to 258 and encodes 85 amino acids.
AUGGGUCACAAGAAAUCCUCUGUCUGGCGUUCUACAGGACGCCUCUGGCAUGAUUUCCUUAUCCAACUUUGUCAAAGUCAUUGCAUUCUCGUCUACUUGUUGUCGACUGCCGGCCCUUCCACCCAUGGGCAAGUGGAAGUAAUCAGUACAAACGAAACCGCAUUGCCUAGGAAAUCCCAGUGUAAUACUCAACGAGAAACUCCGUCCAACGACCUGAGAUUCGCGGCAACAAUCUGGUCACGAAAGCUACACGCCUAA